Glycine soja is the source of this 1842-nucleotide messenger RNA. Its product is annotated as NAC domain-containing protein 100-like. NCBI's taxonomy places the organism in Eukaryota, Viridiplantae, Streptophyta, Magnoliopsida, Fabales, Fabaceae. Gene Ontology annotation, molecular function: DNA binding. The transcript is spliced from 3 exons. The record is from RefSeq and is a predicted model, not a curated record. Gene Ontology annotation, biological process: regulation of DNA-templated transcription. The coding region runs from base 416 to 1489 and encodes 357 amino acids.
UUACUUUCCACGUUUCUCUUUCUCUCCAACUCACCUGUAUUUAGGGGCUUCCUUUUUACCCUCACCCUCAGUUACCACCACCACCACCACAAUUUUCAGUUCCAUGUCUUCCCAUGAUUUUCACCCUUUUUCUCUCUCUCACUUUCUGUGGACUUUUCUGUGGUUUCCUUUUCAGUGAAAUAAAAAAAAACCACUCUGGCUUAUUACUGUCUAUAUAGAUUCUUCUGAAUCCAGUUCUUUCUAAACCAAACCAAAAAAACAUUCCCUCUCCAACCAAGUUUUGUUUUUUUUUUUUUUCAUGUGAAAAUUGAAAUCGCAACCGCAAUUUAAAACCUUGGUGUAUGUUCUUAUAUUGAAAUUGAAAUUCUUGGCUAGGGAAGCAAAAGGGUAGUAAUUGGUUUUAGAGUAAGUGAGAAUGGAAAACGUUUCGGUUCUUUUGUGUAAUAAGGAAAAGGAUCAGAUGGAUUUGCCUCCUGGGUUUAGGUUUCACCCAACAGAUGAAGAGCUUAUUAGUCAUUACCUUUACAGAAAGGUCACUGACACCAACUUCUCAGCUAGAGCCAUUGGAGAGGUGGACUUGAACAGGUCUGAGCCUUGGGAUUUGCCAUGGAAGGCCAAAAUGGGAGAGAAAGAGUGGUACUUUUUCUGUGUGAGGGACAGAAAAUACCCAACUGGUUUGAGGACUAAUAGAGCCACUGAAUCAGGAUACUGGAAGGCUACAGGGAAAGACAAAGAGAUUUUCAGAGGGAAAUCUCUUGUGGGUAUGAAGAAAACUUUGGUUUUCUACAAAGGAAGGGCUCCCAAGGGAGAGAAAACUGAUUGGGUCAUGCAUGAGUAUAGGCUUGAUGGUAAAUUCUCUGUUCACAACCUCCCCAAAACUGCAAAGAAUGAGUGGGUGAUUUGCAGGGUUUUUCAGAAGAGUUCAGGUGUGAAAAGGACUCAUAUUUCUGGGAUGAUGAUGUUGGACUCUUAUGGAAACGAAAUGGUUUAUUCUUCUUCUGCUUUGCCACCUCUCACUGAUUCCUCACCUUCCAUUGGCAACAACACCAAAGCACUGAGUGUGACUGAUUCUGCUUACGUGCCCUGCUUCUCCAAUCCAAUUGAUGUUCCUAGAGGAAUCUUUGAUUCCUUGAACAACAUCAAUAUCAGCAUCAACAGCAACACCCUUUAUGGAGUUUCUUCAAACCAUUCAUUUUACAAUACUCAGGGGGUUCAACUUCAGGCUCCACCAACUUUGCCAUUACCUAGUUCUUCAAACCAUUACCUUAGAGCCUUUCUUGAAAACCAAGGAAAUGGAUCGAACAUGAGCAACAAUGGUUUUGAGCCAGAGAGGGAAAUGGUCAGUGUCUCACAGAAAACAAGUCUUUCUACUGAUGUGAAGGCUGAAAUCUCUUCAUUGGGUAAAAGGCACUUUGAGAAUCAAAACAACCCAAUUGCUUCAGCAGCUGCAGUUGCACCAAUGGACCUUGCUACCUUGUGGAACUACUGAUCUCAAAUAAAGAAUUGCCAUUGGAAAAAAAAAGGCCAACUUUUUCAGCUGAAAAAGUAUAGCCUCAUAAUUUACAAUAUUUACUGUCUGAUUUUGAUUUUUAUGUUGUCCUUCUUGUUGUUAUUGUUGUUUGUUUGUUUGUCUGUAUAGAUUUCAACUAAAAGAUUUGCUGAAUAAUAGUGAAGCAUGUAUUUUGUACUGUUAAGUGUUAAGUUAUGCUGUUUUGGUCCUUUGAUACUCUAGGCUUGUUAUUGUUAUGGUUUGGUAUGUAUGAUAUGAACAUGAUUACUAUGUAUCAGCUUUUAUUAAAAUUAUUAAUACUAGAAUGAGACAUGAUUGGUCAUUUUUACUUA